CCAUGGAAGUCUUGGAACCCAAAAUAAUUGUCCAGUGAAAAAUCUCGUGAAGAAAUCGACAAUUGAAUCGUUGGAUCGACUCGAUAACUCGUUGCUCAUUCUAAUCGAGAGAAGCAUUCGGCGAGACGUGGCUGUCAGUUGAGAUCUGUGAGACAUCGAUGUUCAGUUGUUCCUUGAGGACCUGACGAUUUUAGAAACGAUGAGUCGACGAAGAGCUCACGACGAUGAUGAUGGAUACGAACGUGCCUACAAGAAAAGACGUCGAGUCUCUGAGAACCAAGAGAUUGAGGAUCGCCUGGAGUCGCUGAUCCUCCGAGUGGGUGAGAAAUCCACCUCCUCCCUGGAGAGUAACCUGGAGGGUCUGGCGUCAGUGCUGGAGGCAGAUCUCGGGGUUUUCCGUACAAAAAUUCUCCGAAUCCUGACGGAUUGUGCGAUGAAAAUGCCAGAGAAAUGCACGAUCUACACAACACUCGUCGGCCUUCUGAACGCCAAGAACUUCAACUUCGGUGGUGAAUUCGUGGACUACAUGGUGAAGAAUUUCAAAGACGCCCUGAAGUCCUGCAAAUGGGACGCAGCUAGAUAUUCCCUGCGUUUUCUUGCGGAUCUUGUUAAUUGUCACGUGUUGUCAUGUGGAUCCUUGAUGCAGCUCUUCGACUCGAUGCUAGACGCAGCCAACGAGGAUAGUGUACCCCAGGUGAGGCGGGACUGGUACGUCUACGCAGUCCUGUCGACACUACCCUGGGUGGGACGAGAGCUCUACGAGAAGAAAGAGCAGGAGCUGGACCACCUGAUGGUAACAAUCGAAGUAUUCCUGAAUAAAAGAAGUAAAAAACAUCAGCCAGCCCUUCGUGUCUGGUCCAGUGACACUCCUCAUCCCCAGGAGGAAUACCUGGACUGUCUCUGGGCACAAGUGCGAAAACUCCGACAGGACAAUUGGGCUGAGAAACACAUCCCACGUCCCUAUCUGGCAUUCGACUCGAUUCUCUGUGAAGCCCUCCAGCACAAUCUUCCAACGAUAAUUCCACCACCACAUCACGACUCAUAUCUCUAUCCCCUGCCAACCGUCACCUUCCGCAUGUUCGAUUACACAGACUGCCCAGCAGAGGGUCCACUACUCCCCGGGAGUCACGCAAUCGAGAGAUUUCUCAUCGAGGAACACCUCAGACAGAUAAUCGACAAUCACUUCCACGAGAGAAAGGACUGUGCAGCUAAUCUCCUGAAUUUUCCAUACAAAAAUAAAAUUCCACUGGAUUACUGUAUCGUUGAGGUGAUGUUUGGAGAAUUAUUCAAAUUACCAACACCCAAACACCUGGAGAUCUGCUAUGGCUCAAUUCUCAUUGAACUCUGCAAGCUCCAGCCGUCGACGAUGCCCCAGGUAUUGGCUCAGGCAACUGAAAUUUUAUUCAGGAGAAUUGACAGCAUGGCAGCCGCUUGUUUCGACAGAUUCGUCUGGUGGUUCGCCUACCACCUGAGUAAUUUUCAGUUUCGAUGGUCCUGGGAGGACUGGGACUCCUGUCUCCAGAGAGAUGCCGAGCAUCCAAGACCCAUGUUCAUCAAGGAGGUACUCCUCAAAUCCCUGAGGCUAUCCUAUCACCAGAGAAUCAGGGACAUGAUGCCUGAGAGCUACGCUGAAUUGAUUCCAGCUGUUCCUGAGCCAAUUUACAAGUACAGCUCUGAGGGCGCUAGCUCACUCCCUGGAACAGCUGCUGCUCAUGAGCUCGUUGUCUCCAUCAGGAGAAAGUGCACUCCCGAGGAAGUCAUCAAUGUCCUCAAUACCCUGCCUGGACCUGGGGAAAACGAGGAGACCAAUAAUUUCAAUCCUUUGAAGAUCGAUGUCUUUGUCCAGACACUUCUCAAUUUGGGCUCCAAGAGCUUCAGCCACAGCUUCGCUGCCAUUGGAAAAUUUCAUUAUGUGUUCAAGGUGCUAGCAGAAACCGAGGAAGCGCAAAAAUGCAUCCUGAUGAAUAUGUACGCCUUGUGGAAGAACCACUAUCAGAUGAUGGUUGUUCUCACUGACAAAUUCCUCAAGACUGGUAUUAUCGAGUGCAGUGCAAUCGCCAAUUGGAUAUUCUCCAGAGAAAUGUCAUCUGAAUUCACUAAAUUGUAUAUCUGGGAAAUUCUACACUUGACAAUUCGUAAGAAGAAUCAACACGUCAUUAAAUUGACUAAAGAGCUCACUGAGGCGCGUGAGAAGAUGAGAAGAGAUGAGAGCAAGUCUGGAUCAUCGUCUGAUGAGGAAGAUGGUAGUAAGGACAAGGGGGAGAGACCCUCUGAGGAAGUACUGGAGAGGAUGGAGGAGAAGCUGGAGGCAGCGCAGGCAGAUCAGAAGAAUCUCUUUCUUAUUAUUUUUCAACGGUUUAUUAUGAUUCUCUCUGAGCACUUGGUCAGGUGUGAUACUGAUGGCAUUGACUACAACACCCACUGGUACAAGUGGACCGUUGGCCGUCUUCAACAGGUCUUUCUAACCCACCACGAACAAGUCAUGAAAUACUCAUCGACUCUCGAAACUCUUCUGUUCACUCCGGAUCUUGAUCCUCACAUUCUCGAUGUGUUCCACCAGUUCGUCUCCCUCAGGGCGUGAAAUCUCGAAAUAAUAAUGAUGGUAGAAUCAUUUUUUAAGGUUUAAAGAUAUUGCGACGAGAUUUUUACACCGAUAUUUUUGACUUUAUGGUACCGAGGGUAGACCAGUUUGAAUAAUUAAACUGAUUAAUCGUUUAUUCGUUUGCAUUACUGUCAUCAAACCAAAUAGCUAUAUUGUAUGUAAAAAAUUGCGUAUACAAUAAAUUUUCAUUAGAUUAUUUGAGAG
This is a messenger RNA of Fopius arisanus, 2806 nucleotides long. RefSeq names its product Nuclear cap-binding protein subunit 1 (gene Cbp80). Gene Ontology annotation, cellular component: nucleus; nuclear cap binding complex. NCBI's taxonomy places the organism in Eukaryota, Metazoa, Arthropoda, Insecta, Hymenoptera, Braconidae. Gene Ontology annotation, biological process: mRNA export from nucleus; nuclear-transcribed mRNA catabolic process, nonsense-mediated decay. The record is from RefSeq and is a predicted model, not a curated record. Gene Ontology annotation, molecular function: mRNA binding; protein binding; RNA cap binding. The coding region runs from base 200 to 2581 and encodes 793 amino acids. The transcript has 3 exons.